Radiomyces spectabilis is the source of this 2025-nucleotide messenger RNA. RefSeq names its product ABC1 family-domain-containing protein. Gene Ontology annotation, molecular function: kinase activity. The transcript is spliced from 5 exons. NCBI's taxonomy places the organism in Eukaryota, Fungi, Mucoromycota, Mucoromycetes, Mucorales, Radiomycetaceae. Gene Ontology annotation, biological process: ubiquinone biosynthetic process. The record is from RefSeq and is a predicted model, not a curated record. The coding region runs from base 95 to 1909 and encodes 604 amino acids. Gene Ontology annotation, cellular component: extrinsic component of mitochondrial inner membrane.
GCAAGCCCUGCAGGCGGAGAUUGAGAAUCCGUGCGCAUUUUCGGCUUUUCCCGUUGCCCGUUCGCGAAAAAACAACAACUGAUUCAUUGGUCCCAUGUCCUUGUCACGCAAUUUGGUCGACGUGGCAGUGCUUGCCUCUGCAGCAUCCAAGAUUGGCUACGCUUUUCUAGGCAGUCAAUCCGCGGCAUUGGUUCAGCAUGUCAAAACUUCCAGUCUCUGUAACCCCACUCCUACCGUACCUGUCACCACCCCUCCUCAAGCCGAGCAGCCACCUCAACCGGAAUCUCCACCUACCGCAGCACCACCAGAGUACUUUGUCGGUGAAGCAGCGCCAAUCAAUAAGGAACAAGUAUCACACAACACACCUUCACAGCCAGCAGCUCCUGACGCCGCCUAUGCCAAAGUGUCCGCCUCACCGACCGUCAAGCCUCCAACCGUAGAGGAACCAACUACCAAAGCUGCACAAGCAACGACGGCUAAUGACCCUAUGUCGUCACUCAAUGUAGAAGACAUUGCCAUUCCACAAGAAGUAGGCGAGCAAAAUAAGGAGGCGGAAGUUAGACGUGUAUUGAAAGAAUCGCGUAUUCCGACUUCCAGAGCUGGUCGUCUCUGGCAUUAUGGUCAAUUGGCCACUGGUUUGGGCUGGGGAGCGCUUAAUGAAUCGUUCAAGCGAGCGACUGGUCAAUCGAAAACCACAGGAUCGGUGAUGUUGAGUGAAAAGAAUGUGGAUCGUCUUGUGGAAAAACUAUCGCGUAUGCGAGGUGCAGCGCUGAAAAUGGGACAGAUGCUGAGUAUUCAAGGUAUUCAGGCCGCCGGUGAAGGCCGUAGUAUGAUCCCUCCCCAGCUGGAGCAAGUGCUUUUGCGAGUUCAUGACAGCGCAAAUUAUAUGCCAAAAUGGCAAAUGGAGAAAGUCAUGGCAGAAGAGUUGGGACCGGAUUGGUUAUCCAAAUUCAAGGAGUUCGAUCCUGUGCCAAUUGCAGCUGCAUCUAUUGGACAGGUUCACGCAGCGACACUCGCUUCCAACAAUCAGCCAGUGAUUAUCAAGAUUCAAUAUCCCGGCGUGGGCGAGUCCAUUGACAGUGAUUUGAACAACCUAAAAGCCAUUAUUACGUUCAGUAACCUGUUGCCGCGUGGGCUGUAUUUGGAUAACACGAUUCGAGUGACCAAGCAGGAAUUAGCUUGGGAAUGCGACUAUGUUCGCGAAGCCGAUAAUGCCGUUCGUUUUGGUGAAUUAUUAAAAGGUGAUACGCGCUACAAAGUGCCGGCGGUCGUCAAGGAAUUGUGUACACAGCGAGUGCUUGUCUGCGAACGACUUAGAGGUCGUGUACUCAGUAAAGCCACCGAAGAAAGUCAAGACGUGCGUAACAAGCUGGGAGAACGUCUUUUGCGACUGUGCCUUCGUGAGGUGUUUUCUUUCCGGUUCAUGCAAACGGACCCCAACUGGUCCAACUUUUUCUACAACCCCAAAAACGGCCAGAUCGAGUUGCUUGAUUUUGGAGCGUGUCGUGAAUAUUCCAAAGAGUUUUUAUCGCUUUAUGGAAAAAUUCUUGUGUCUGCCGCGAAGAACGAUCGGGAUGGAGUAUGGCAAUACUCCAAGGAACUGGGCUUUGUGACGGGUUAUGAAACCGACGUGAUGCGACAGGCGCAUAUCGACAGCGUCAUGGUACUGGGUGAGCCCUUCAGAGAUACGGCACCGGAUCAAUAUGAUUUCAGCAUGCAAACAAUCACGGCGCGAGUACGGGAUACCAUUCCCGUGAUGCUGCAGCAUCGAUUGACCCCACCGCCUGACGAAACUUAUGGUUUGCAUAAGAAAUUGUCGGGCGCUUUCUUGCUUUGCACCAAACUGCGUAGCCAAUUCGACACAAAGGCAGUUUGGAAAGAAGAAGUGGCAUCGAAAUUUCAUGUAUAAAGUUUAGCAUCCAUCAAAUCACUCCCUUCUCAUUUAUAGAUAAUGCUUUUUUAUAUUGAGACUGAAAAAGCCUCAUUCAACCGCUUCAUGAAGCGAUUAAUAAUAAUGUAUACACC